Molecule: messenger RNA, 4288 nt
Organism: Hypanus sabinus (Atlantic stingray)
Lineage: Eukaryota; Metazoa; Chordata; Chondrichthyes; Myliobatiformes; Dasyatidae
Gene: mtbp
Product: MDM2 binding protein
Exons: 22
Coding region: 537-3179 (880 amino acids)
Biological process (GO): traversing start control point of mitotic cell cycle; regulation of protein ubiquitination; protein localization to kinetochore
Cellular component (GO): kinetochore
Source: RefSeq, a predicted model, not a curated record
AGCGCGCGGCGGGAGUAGAGGCGGUGAAUGGUCGUUUGGUCGUUUGGUCGUUUGAAUCUCAGAUUCUCUGCGCCCCUGGACCCGAGGAUCAAUGGGCCAUUUAAACCUUUUCUUCAGACUCCUCCCCCGCCAGGAUUAGAGGAUCAGAUGGGGGUUUAGUCCUCUAGCUCAGAGUUCCCCCUCCCGUUUACUCCACACCGCUAAUACCCCCACCGCUCCCUCCCUGAAUUUAGCAAACUUGUCAUUUCUUUGCCACGGUGCAGCUCCUUGCUCUGGGGCGAGUCAGUGUCUCGGAAUUUAACAACCUUGGAACAGGAGCUAUUGCAGAAAGGUCGCAUUCCAACUGUGAGACGAGGAAAUCUUCAGCUUGGUCAUUAAAUCAGAAGGUUUAUUGAAGACUGCUGCAUCUUUUGGAUAUAACUGGGAAACUUAAGAAGAUAUUGAAUGACACAUGGUCAAACCACUAUGAUAAAACCUGGACUUCUAAAUUCUUUGUGCAUUCACUUUAUAACAAACAAUCCUUAUCAAAUCUGACAAUGGAUCGAUAUGUACUAUUAGCUGUUUGGAAUUAUAGAGAUGAGCAGUGUGAAGAUGAAGAGUUCGUUGAACUGACUGCCAUUAAAUGCUUUUACGAGUUCCUGAGAAAAAGCUGCCAUGCUUCAACAAGCUCAAGACUAACUACCCUUCCAGCCUGCUCAAUAACUGGAACUCCAGUCGCACAAAAAUGGUUCUGUGCAAUUCAAGCAAUCCAUGGCUUUUCACAGUUCUGUAGUACAGAUUGGGAAGAAAUUAGUUCCAACGCACAGACCACUGACUGUGAGGAAUCUGUACCAACAUUAAUACAAGAAUGCCUGAAUAAUAUAAAUGCUUGUGAAGAAGAGGACAGUGAUGUGAAAGAUUUGCCACCCUUGUCUGAGUUAUUUGAAGAGGCAGCUGAGGGUCUACAUCGACUUGCUGAUCAGCUUCCCCCUCCUGGCAAGAUGUUAUUGGAUAUAGUCUUGCUCGUCUCUGGUAGUGAUAUUCCAAGGCUGAAAGACUGGCUGCCUGUUGUGGGUGCAUUUAAGCACCUGAAGGAGUGGCAUUCAGCAGAAAUUACCAUCAGUACAAAGGAUGGCAAAUGUUGGCAGAAAAUUGCAGAGUUCCUGGGUGCAACUGUUGUAGAUCCAGAGAAGUUAGAGAAUAUGAUCGAUCCCUUGGUGUUAUGGAGAGGAAAAGUACGCAUCCAGGAGCGAAAGUUUGCGUCAGAAGUCAAGUUUCCUGGGUUCUGCUUGAGAGCCUGCACUCAAAACUCGUGGUGUCAUUUAAUAAGCUCCUGUUCAACCAUAACUUCUAGAGCAUCGAAUACAACAAGAGAGGUUUUCCAUUACUAUAAGCCAGUGUUGGAGUUUGUGCAGUUGGUGGCGCUAGCGGACCUUCCAUCUUGCUUUGUGUCUGGGAUUGAGUUUGAAUUCAGUUUAUUACACAGUGACAUCCAAGUCAAAUCAAAGCUCCUGCUGAACCAGCUUGCUUCUUUACAAGGCAUGGUCGGGGCACUUUUUAACCUCUCUUGUACAGUGAGCAGUACUGUGAUUCCUCCAGCCAACCAGUACAGUACACGGAAGUGGAAGGAAUAUAUGGCAAAGAAGCCAAAGUGCAUUAAUGUUCCAGAGAUUGAGCUGAAAGGAGAGAUUUCUGGUUAUUACCUGUUGGUCCAGAAUGAUGGCCAGGGAGGCUGCAAGGCAAGUCUGAUCCAUUCAGCUGGUCAGAUAAAUGGGGCUGCUGCUGUCGCCAUAGUGAAUGGGAUGUUGGAAAAGGCUGAAGGUAAAGAAGGAAGUGAUGCUGAAGAGAUUCUCGGGGCAAUGCCUUGCAUGACUGGUGAACAGCUUGUAAACAGAGAGAAGAAGCUGGCUCAAAUUCGAACAGUUGCUUUGAAAGAAUUUCUGAAAAUAAAGCAGCUCAAUCAAAAUUAUUCAUCCAUUCCAGUCAAUGAGCUGAAGGCCUUGUUAACUUUGGCAAGAGAACAGUAUUUUAUGCAAUUUGGCAGCAACCUGCCAUGUGUUAAUUCAGGCAGUGCAUGUCAAAACCAACAGGAAGCUGUUAAGCUUAUUGAAAGAAAUAACUCAAACCUAAGCCCCUCACAAUGGCCUGAGAGAAGUGUUAUUCAAAACUAUGAAAAUCUUGAGCGGAUCAGACAGAAAAGAAGGUCUGGCUCCAUAUUAGCAAGCUCAUCUGAGACUCUUUUGGGACUCAAGGGAGGCCAACGACCACUUCCAAUGCAGCUUGAUGCCAAGGAGCUGCUAAAGUACUUUACACCUGAGGGCUUACCCAUUGUUGAGCUCCAGCCUUUAACAAUUCAGAGAGGUGAAAAUGAGUUUGCACUGACCCCAGAGAUGACCAUACAGAAGCUGAGAGGUCUACCUUUUGAGAAGGCGACUGAAUGUCAUUACCAUGGAGUUGAGUACUGCCUAGACCACAGCAGAGCACUUGAGAAAGACAUCGGAUUUGGAAAGCUUCAGUCUCGCCUUAUCCGUUAUGAAACCAACACAACGUGCUCGAGGGAGCAUUGUCCUGUUGUUUAUAGAUUAAGCCCCCUGCCGUCUCCAGCAGUGCUGUCAGAGCCUGGAAGUGCACCAGAUGGAGAAGCUUUGCAAAGCACCACCUUGAAGAAACGUACUGAUGGAUGUGAACAGAAGCAAAGAUCUAAGAAAGUGGAAUGUCUCCAUCCAAGCAAAAGACUGGUCAAAUCCAAAAGUGUGGAAUAUCUCAAAUCUCAGAUAGCGCCACACACUUCCCAGAGGGGUGAAAGUAACAUACAUCGUGCGGCAGGUGCUCUGCGGGGACACGCACAAAGGCUUGCUGCUGCUGUUCCUACUUCCAGUAAGAAGUUCAGCAGCCAGGUUCCGAGCACAGUUACAAAACCUGGCCAUGGAGGUGUGGUUCGAGAGGAGUCGCGAACCGAGCGAACGCAGAAACACAAAAGGAUGCUGAAAGAAGUUGUGGCAAAAACCCUCGAGAAUAAUGGAAUCUCAAAGAACCAUAAAUCGUUUGUUUCUUGCAGUCAGCGUCUAUUUAAAAUAUCUUUGUUUUACCUCAAGGAUUUAAAAACAUCACGUGGUCUUCAUGAAGAAAUGAAGAGAGCUGCGAACAGUAAUGUUCGGCAGGUGAUCGACUGGGUGUUGGAAAAAGCCGACAAGAAAUGAAGUCCCAUGUUUGUGCAAGAGCAAGAAAUCCCAAUGAAGCUUGUUUCUAAAUCUGACUCCAUUUGUCUGGAAUUUUAGCACUUGAAAGUAACAUGAUUCUGUCAAAGGAAGUGAUGUGAAGGUGUGCUACACAACUGGUAUCUGUUUAUUCUGAGAAAUAAGAUAAUUAGAUGAUGGUAUAAUUAUAGAAAAUUAAAUACUAUUUUUGUACUCUGUUUUUGUUUUAAAUUUUAAUUUUUUUUAUAAAGUGGAGCUUUGAAUCCAGUUUUUACAGAGUUUGCUAUUUAAAAAUACAUAAUAUUUUCUUUUCAUGAUUAAUUUUAUUGAUGUCAAAACCACAUCCAUCUUCCUGGUUUAGGUAACUACGUAUGACAAGUGUGCUGAAAAAUCCAUGUACUUAGAACUAUUUAGGACAUGAUUAAAUGAUCUGGGUGAAAAAAAGCAGAGCCUUUGAACCGAUGGAAGUUUAUAUGACAAAAUGGAGAAAACCAUAAUCACUUCCUUUUUGAGUUAGAGAAGUUUAUGAAACUUAAGUUUAUGCAAUGUUUAUGUUCUUGCCAAGACCUCAGGAUUCCACAGACAGCUCUUCUCAAAAUCUUAGUCCCAUAUAAGGCAGAGUAAACAUAGGGGGCAGUCACAUUUGUAAUGCUUUAAUGCAGUAAUAUGUUUUUCAAAAAUUCCGUCAAUAAAUAGUUGGGAAUAGCUAGCCUUAUAAUUUUUGCAUGAUUUUUUAUGGUGCUAAAUACAAUCAGUUAGAACUAAAACUGUACGCUUGCUCCAUUUGUGCAGAUCGUUCCUGGUAGUUAGCCUGUAGUUGACUUGGCAAUUGUCGAUGUCUGCUAACUGGUUAUCUUCGAUGCUCUUAUUUUUAUUAUGCCAUUUAACUUGUCCAGCUUUUUAUCAAUGGGUUCUGAUUGAUUCAAUAGAACACGUGUUACAGUGUCUUUUAAUUAUUGAAUUGGAUAUGUUGUAAAGCUGAACAUGUUUGCUGCAAAUGAAGCUCCUGAGUGUAACUACUUAAGGUGAACUUGUACAUAAUGAUUUUCCCAUUGUUGGUUAUACUCCUGUAAUGUAGCAAAUGACUAUACAAAGGAAUAAAGUUUAUGAUC